Messenger RNA from Carassius gibelio (silver crucian carp), 1054 nucleotides. RefSeq lists its product as uncharacterized. Lineage: Eukaryota; Metazoa; Chordata; Actinopteri; Cypriniformes; Cyprinidae. The transcript has 2 exons. Bases 74 to 757 code for a protein of 227 amino acids. The record is from RefSeq and is a predicted model, not a curated record.
GAAAGUUUAAAACUGCGUCUUUCCCUCCGUUUUGCUUUCGUUUUUUCUCAGUCUUUUUGUUUUGUAGUGUUUGAUGGAUCCCCUCUCUAGCCCCGGAUUCCUCCUCCUCAUGCUGGAGCAGGAAGGACGCUCUCUCGAGGACCACACCAGACGGUUUCUGCUAUUAGCUAAUGCCACCAGCUACCCGGACGACGCGCUCUGCACCUUCUACAACACCAGCCUGAACUCCAAGUGCAGAGCGUUGUCGCCCGAUGAUGGUCCUCGGGAGGAUUUCGCCGCAUUCGUGGAGUGGACUCUGGCGAGAAAUGGCUCAUCUUUCACCAUCUGCCCCAUUGAGGAUCUCGCCAGUCCCACUCCCGACCCAGAGACCAGCCAGCCACCAUCUCGCUACACGGAGCCAGAGCCCACCGCAGCCGCAGAGCCCGAGCCAUUCACCGACAGGGAGCCGGAACUCGAGAGCGCGACUGACCAGGUGUGUGAGCCGGCAACACCGUGCAUCGUGGGAGUCCUCGUGGAGAUCGAGGGCGUGGAGGAAAGCCCUGCCCACACUCCUGCGACUGAGGGUGAGCUGUUUGCAGUCUCUGAAAGCCAUAUGGAGCAAGUUCUGGAUCUGAUGGACUGGUCUAUGGAGACCAGCCAGUUCCUCGCCAUCCCUGCUGGUGCCAGUCAGUCCCGCAGCUCACCCUCAGUCCGCGCCAUCGGGGCGCGAUGGUUCGCCGCUGGACUGCCAGUCUCCAGCUCCGCCUUGGCGCGUUAAGGCCCUGUCUCCGCCUCCAGCCUCCGAGCCCUGGACUCCUCCUCGGUCCUUCGACCCAGCGGCUCCGCCUUGGCUCUUAGCUCCCUCGUCUCCACCGUGGCCUGUCAUCCCACCUGCUCCACCGGGCUCCCUCGUCCCUCCGGCUCCACCUUGGUCAGUCGUCGACCAUCCGCCGCCUCGGGACUCCACUCCUCUGGUUCCACCUCGUCACUCCAUCCCUCCGGCUCUGUCAGGCUCCUCCUUCCCUCCGGUUCCACCUCCAUCCUCGGUCACUCCGGCUCCACAGCGGUCUGCCAG